Molecule: messenger RNA, 1184 nt
Organism: Acyrthosiphon pisum (pea aphid)
Lineage: Eukaryota; Metazoa; Arthropoda; Insecta; Hemiptera; Aphididae
Gene: Syx8
Product: syntaxin 8
Biological process (GO): intracellular protein transport; vesicle fusion
Cellular component (GO): SNARE complex; endomembrane system
Molecular function (GO): SNAP receptor activity; SNARE binding
Source: RefSeq, marked provisional
AGUUGCUUCAUGCUUGCAUAAUGCAGACUGCAGACGUGCAGUUCUAGACCCUGGUCGCUAUAUUCCAGUAUACGACGCGAGUUCGUAACCGUCACUUAGACACUGAGUAUACUGAAUGCUAAAUUCUUGUCUAUGGUGCUGUCGUUUGAAUUACCGAACGAAUCAUGAUUUAACAUUUUAACAUAUUCCAAAUACGCCUCAAACCUCAAAACUUUCUAGAUUGGACAACCGAAGGCCACCGUCAUAUUUAAAUUGUGAUGACCAACACCAACUGAGACGCCUAACGCGUUAUCAUGGCUCUUGUGUUCAACGACAACGAUCCCUGGUUAAUUGAAUACGAGUCAUGUGAGAAGCUAUAUAGAGAAAUAGAAGGAUUAUUAAAUGUGAGAGAAUUAGAGCAAAAGUCUUCCGAAAAAUAUGUUUUGUAUUCAUCACAAAUCCGGCUUAGGCUGAAACAAUUUACUGAUGAAGUCCAACAAUUAUCUCAUAAACUUAGAGGACUUGCAACAUCUAAGGCUGUUACACUGGACGAAGAAGAACGACGUCAACGGAUGCUUGAGUUACUCCAAAGCAGAAAUAUUUUAUUAAAUCAACGUUUUCAGAAUAGGAAUAAUAGUCAUACACUAGAACGUCAAGAGUUGAUGAGACCAAGUACUAGUAAGGCCAAAAAAACUGAAAUGCCAACCACUGGUUGGCUGGACAGUGAUGAUGAUGACUAUGAUGAUAAACAACCAUUACUUAGUGAAAAAGUGCUUAAACAACAGCAACAGUACUUACUCAAAGAACAAGACGAUAGAUUAAAUGAAUUAGCAUCAAUUGUGUCUAGACAGAAAAGUAUUGCUAUCACCAUAAGCAGUGAAGUUGAUCUACAAAAUGAACUAGUUGAUGACCUAUUGGUGGCGAUGGACAAAACAGCAGCUGGAAUUGAAAGCGAGACCAAGGAAGUAGUUCAGAUAUUAAAAAAAGAUUCAACUCGAGGACUUUGGGUGAUAAUUAUUCUUCUACUGAUUGCAAAUGUAGUGGUUGCUUUGUCGUGAUAUUUGGUUAAAAUAUAUAAAUACAACUCGCAAUUAUGUUAAGAUUAUUUUUCUAUACACCUUUUAAUAUUUAUUGAUAUUUAAAUUUUAUUUUAUUAUAAUUGUUAAUUAUUGGAUAUUUUUUUAAAUAAAUAAAGUGAUUCUAAA